Oncorhynchus tshawytscha (Chinook salmon) is the source of this 1400-nucleotide messenger RNA. RefSeq names its product protein shisa-2-like. The transcript has 2 exons. Bases 224 to 1153 code for a protein of 309 amino acids. The record is from RefSeq and is a predicted model, not a curated record. NCBI's taxonomy places the organism in Eukaryota, Metazoa, Chordata, Actinopteri, Salmoniformes, Salmonidae.
CAAUGGUAAGCCUGUGCGUUCAUUUUACAUAGCGUACCUAUAGCUCCCUGUAUGAUUUUAUUAGCCUAUUCUAGAUAUGUCUAGUUGCGCUUUCGAAAUAGGAACAAGCGCUGCGGUCAUAACUUUUGAUCAGUUUAAAUAGCCUAGUUGUCAUGGGAUAUAGGCCUAGCCUAUGUGACAUUGAUCCUAGCCUAUUGCAGAAAGGGUGGUGAUUGAGCCACAUAUGUUAUAUGUUAUUUAUAAUCUUUUAGGAUUUAUUUCCAGGUUAUUCUUUUGUAAUAACAAGAAAUACCGACACGGGAUUCGUCUCUUCAGUUGGAACGGGAUGAGGACCGUGCGUUUUGCUGUUGGGGCUUUUAUCAGUCUGAUUUUCCAAGUGGGCAUGACACAACAGAGGACGAAUGGUGAAUAUUGCCAUAGUUGGAAGGACGCGCAAUCUAACUGGCGAGGGGGUUUCCAUUGUCCGGAGGGCCACGAUCAAAGAGAAGCGGCGAUCUGUUGUGGAACGUGUGAGCUGCGCUACUGUUGCGCGCUCAUAGGAGCAAGACUGGAUCAGGGUAACUGCAACAACCACGAGCAAGUUCUACAGCCUGGCACGUCUGAUGACGAGAAAGAUGCCAAGAGUGCAGUACCUGUCUAUGUCCCCUUUGUGAUCGUGGGCUCUGUUUUUCUGGCCUUUAUCUUUCUGGGCUCCAUGGUGGCUAUGGGUGUCUGUCUGAGUCGUAAACAGGAGAUCUCCCAAAGCCCAGACGGUGCUGCUGGGCCCCAGGGUGGGAGUGGAGAGCAGCAGCAGGAGGCUGUACCCAUGACUGUGAGUACAGGGACGUCCUGUGGUUCCACCUCAUCUCUCUACCCUCCCAAUCCCAGCCAAGCCUGUCCAACUGGAUCCACACGUGUCCACCAAACCUUAAAGAGGCAGGAAACUCCCACCAGCCCACAACCCUCCAUGGUCCAACCUUUUACCAUGCACCCCACCAUGGUGUUUUCCAGCCUGGUUCACCCCUCCAUGCUUCAUCAUUCCAUAAUGCAUCCUUAUAUGGCUCAAAUGCCUACUCUGUAUACCUCACAAGGGGAAAGCCGUCAUCUCCCAUCUCCCUGCCCUCCAUCCAGCUAUACCAGCACUAAACCCAGGCACACUGAAGUGAUCAUAUAAUUUGUGGCUGUGACUUUGAAAGACUCCAGUAUGGAGUAUUUGGGUAUUCAAAUAGCAAAAUAUUAAUAAGCCCAGGAAAUGGAAUGUAAAUGUGUGGCAGCCAGUUUAGACUAAUAAAAAUGUUUAGGAGAAUAAUUGCAAUUGGUCAGUUAACAAUAAUUCAAUCAUUCAUAUUUUAUUAUUCCUUAAAAUGUAUAGUGUUUCUUUGUAAAUAUUCUGUACUCAUUUCUACAAUUUACACAUUCAA